AUGAAUAGAGGAGGAGUUGAAUUUCUUUCCCCAAAUACUAUUUCUUGCAUCAUAGUUUUAAAAGAGUAUUCCAGAAAUGCAAACGAGCUUGAUCCAUCUAAUCCGUUUGCUAAUUUCUUGAUCAAUAAAAUUAUGAAAUUGAAUGAGGAAGAUGAGGCUUUAAGCAGUUCGUAGUUUUUUAAAAAGAUGAUUAAAGAAACACAAAAUUUUGAUAUUAGUGAUAGAUAUAGAGUACAGAUAGAAAGAAUUCAGUCUCUGCAUGAUUUAUACAGUUAUUUAGAAAAUACUUUGAAGGAACUAAGAUAAAUGAGAAUAAUUAGAAUUGAAUAGGGAAAUAUUAUUGAUAUUUUUUUGAGAAGAUCUUUAUUGAAUUUACGUAGAUGUGGAUUUAGUGAAAUGGUUAAGUUAUGGCAAAAUUUCUUGGACUAUAAAAACGAUGAAUAUAAACUAAAAAAGAAUGGUUAAAAUGUAUACCUGAUAGAUAAAAAAUUGGAAGAUUUGCAAUUGAAAAUUUUAAAUUUCGAUAACUGUUACGGAUACAAUGAGAUACAUAAGUAAAUAGAGAGCUUAGAAAAUGGAAAAAUUAAUGAUAAAAUAAGCUAUUUGAAAGCAUAAAAUGAAGCAAAAAAUCAACACCCUUUAGCAGCUUUAGAUAACAUACACAGAUAUUUUGAUAAAUAGCUUGAAAUGCUCUUCUUUUCUGAUAAAUAGGGUGAAUAAUAGGUAGCUUACAAUCAGAGUAAAGUUAAUCAUUGCAUUUUGAAUCUGGCUUAUCUAAAUUUGUAAAUGGGUUUUGUGGAUGAGUGCUUGAAGAGUCUCAGUGAAGCUAUGCGUAUCUCUUAAAAUAAUCAGGAUGAUGAAAGCAUAAAUCAUUGCAUAAUGUACUUAUAUGAGAUUUCUAGUUUACUUUCUCAUCAUUAAGACACGAUUCAGCUUACUUAGCACGCUAUUUGUCAUUCAGUUAAUAUCUAAACAAAUCCUCUAUUGAUGCUUUAUUCCUGUCUCUCAUAUGCUAAAUUUUCUAAGCACUAUGACUUAAACAAUAAAACUAAUGAUCUCCUAAAGUAGAAUAACAUUAAGUGGAUAGACUUAUUCCAUUUUUCAAUACGAAAAAUCAUACAAAACUAUGAAAAUUAUUUACUUCCAGGCAGGAAAUAAUCUAAGUAUGUCCUUUUACAGAUUCCUAGAUCUCUAGAAUUCAUGAUAAAGUCAUAAAUAUUUGAUUCAUAAAACUAGCCUGCACUUGUAGAUUUGCUGAUAAAUAACGUUUACGAAACUACUCCUCAAGUAUUAGUUGCAAAUAAAAACUUACAAAUUCUUUUCGAUAUUGCUAUUAGAUAAGUUGAUUGGGAUUUAGAUAAGAGUGUAACCCUUUUUUAGAAGCUCUAUGAGAUGAUGAAUAAUAUGCUCAAACCAUUAUAUUAAUUUUAUUUAUACUAUUCUAAUGCAAAAAUGUUUUUAAAUAGAAUGGAAAUAGCAUCUAGCAGAUUCAUGCUUGAAUUGAUGAUAGAUACAUAUUAAAAUAAUCUUAUUGAUCCACUUUUAAACUCUAAAAUCCAAUAAAUUCACAUUGAAAUUUUGAUCAAAGAGAAUAAACACUCAGAAGCAUACCAAGCUAUCCUGUAAAAUAUAAAAUACAACUAGCAAAGUGGUUUUCAUAAAGAGCUUUUAACCUAGUCGUAUAUUUAUUUAAUAAUGCUAAAAUACUAGACAAGAGAUUUCUUUUCAGCACUCACCCUUAUCCAAUAAGUUCUUAAAAAAGCUAAAUUGUAUGGUCUCCAUGAACAGUAUUCAGUUGCUAAAUUAUAUAAAGUGCUGAUACUAAUUCACACAGGAUACAUAAGUUCUACUCUUAAGAUAAUAAAAAAUAUUGAAGAAAAAUGGUUAAUGAACUUUAGUUAGAAGACAUAAGCUUUCUUCUAUUAUGUUAAAUCUAUUUUAUUGUUAAAGAUAUCGACAGCUUCAGAUUCUAUAAACAAAUAAGUAUUUGAUGAAAUAAGAAAAAAUGCAUUAUAAUGUCUAAAUAAAUCUCUAGAAUUCUACUUGAACCUAAAUUGUUUAUUAGAAAUAAGAGAAAUAUACUACUUAUAAGCUCGUAUUUAUGAUGAGUUACCUUAGUCUAGCCACAGAGAAAGUACUGCCUUUUACUUCGUAUAGUGUGAUGAAAUGAUAAGUUAAAACUAGACUAAUUCGUAUAUUUCUACAUAUCAUAUCUAAGAUCUCUCAUUAUAUUAAAUUUAACUUGCUCUCAGCUAGGUUUUUAAAAAAACUUUUAAAAUAGUAAACUUACCAUCUAUUAUAGGAACAUACUCAACAAAUACAAAUUCUUAAAAUCAAUGA
This is a messenger RNA of Tetrahymena thermophila SB210, 2340 nucleotides long. RefSeq names its product anaphase-promoting complex subunit 5. The record is from RefSeq and is a predicted model, not a curated record. Gene Ontology annotation, biological process: anaphase-promoting complex-dependent catabolic process; positive regulation of mitotic metaphase/anaphase transition; protein K11-linked ubiquitination. Gene Ontology annotation, cellular component: anaphase-promoting complex. The transcript is spliced from 9 exons. Lineage: Eukaryota; Ciliophora; Oligohymenophorea; Hymenostomatida; Tetrahymenidae.